Messenger RNA from Symbiodinium natans, 756 nucleotides. NCBI's taxonomy places the organism in Eukaryota, Dinophyceae, Suessiales, Symbiodiniaceae. The record is from the annotation of a GenBank genome assembly.
AUGAAGCAUGGCAGCGUGUACUUUGGAGGCUUGUCCCGCGGCGACACGCCGCCAAAGGAGAUCCCUACGCUGGGAGCAGCCGGUGGACGGCCCCGGGUCUCGGAGAUGACUUUGAAGGAGAGGGUGAAGGAAUGCCCAUAUGCCCGGGAUGAGAACGCAAGAGUCCUCGCCAGGCAUGAGCUGAUGAGCCUGGACGUGAUCAAGAAGACCGAUGUGCCUCCAGGACCGGUCCUGUUCAACAAGGACUAUGACCGGUGCCUGGUCACAGAGGAUCUCGAGCGUGCUCAGCCCGUGCUGUCGCAUCCCACAAGUUGCACCGGCCAGCCCAUCCCCUGGAGCCAGAUGCGGAAGGACGAGCUGGAGCCCAUCCCGAAGAACCGCCCCAAGGUGCUGUACCCUCCGCUCAGACGUCGGGUGCAAGACAUGUCCCUCCGAACGUCCGAUAUCGACUAUGCCCAGCCGAAGAAAGAGACUAUCCGCCCCAGGAGACGAUCUGCCUGCAUUACAGACUUGUUGACGGCAAGCUAUCAGUUCGCUUCCUCCGAGUUGCCACCGCAGCCUGAAUACAGGGCCUCAGGACGAUGCCCGACGGACGUGGGGGACAUCGAUGGCUGCGCCGUGCGGCCCGUGGUUCCCGUCCGGCGGCAGUAUGGUGAUACCAUGAGGGUGGAAGACGAGUUCCGCAGCAAGAACAAGUUUCGACGACCUCGACCUGAGCAAUUGGGCGUCCAUGAAGGUGGCCGUCCUGACAACUGA